Molecule: messenger RNA, 2535 nt
Organism: Penicillium cataractarum
Lineage: Eukaryota; Fungi; Ascomycota; Eurotiomycetes; Eurotiales; Aspergillaceae
Product: baculoviral IAP repeat-containing protein
Exons: 5
Coding region: 1-2535 (844 amino acids)
Source: RefSeq, a predicted model, not a curated record
AUGGGCUCCGAAAUGGACACAUUCGCGGCCCGUCUGGCCAGCUUCGACGCCGUGCUCAAGCUCGAGAAGCGGAGAUCUUCAACCACGAAAGGCUCCGAUGUGAUCGCAUGGCCUCACCAGAGUCCAUCGCCGGCUGAGUUGGCACAUGCCGGCUUUUACUACAAACCGUACGAUACGAACCCGGACAACACCACAUGUUUUCAUUGCAAUCGAGCCCUGGACGGCUGGGAAGAAGAAGAUAACCCCAUAACAGAGCAUCUCAAGCACUCUCCGGACUGUGCUUGGGCAAUUAUGAUGGACAUCCAGCAGAAUAGCUCCAACCCCUCCACAAUCGAAGACCCGACCAGCGAGAGAAUAACCCAAGCCCGAAUUGGAACAUUUGGAACGCAAUGGCCACAUGACGGAAAACGCGGUUGGCUUUGCCAAUCAGAUAAGAUGGUCAGCGCAGGAUGGUACUUCUGCCCCAACGAAGAAAGCGAUGACUUGGCUAGCUGCGCCUAUUGCAAGCUGUCGCUCGAUGGAUGGGAGCCCAAGGACGACCCUUUUGACGAACACCAUCGCCGCUCCCCCGAUUGCUCCUUCUUUGUAUUCGGACAGCUCCCUGGGAAGAAGGGAAGAGGGAGACCCAAGAAAACCCGCACUUCCAAAGCAUCUUCUCGACUGUCAACUCAAUCCGUGGCUACUGUUGCAUCUGAAGCGCCUGAGGUAUCAGAGAUGGAGAUUGAUGAUACAAUGAACGAAAGCAUGAUGUCGCAAGCAACAGUGAAGCCAAAGGGGGCAAAGAGGGGCCCCAAGGGCAAGGGAAAGAAAAGCAAAAAGGAAGACGCCGACUUGCAAAGCGAAAUGGAUAUCGAUGAGCCUUCGCAACCAGAGCCAGCGAAACCCAAGCGCGCUGGAAGGGGGAAGAAACGAGCCAGCGAAGAGAUGGCCAAGGAUGAUUUGGAGUCUGUUGGACAGGCAGAACCCGAGCCAUCGGUAGAGCCACCUGCAAAGCGCCGCGCUACACGAACGCGCGACAGCAGCGUCUCUCAAACCUACAAGUACGAAUCGCAAGACCAUUUGGUCCUCGAUGACGCUUCGGUGCACGAGGCUCAGGAAGAUGAGCCCAAAAAGACUCGUAAGGGAUCAAAGAAGGGGGCGGCUAAGGGCAGGAAGGCUUCUGAUGUAUCAGUCGCACCUAAAUCUAGGUCCAAGGCUCGCAUACCACGAGACUCGGAGCUGGAGGCCGAGAUCGAAGCGGGUCUUGAAGCCGAUGAACCCGAACUCGUGGAGUCCGAACCGGAGCCCGAGGUCGAGCCCCAACCAGAAAUGGAGCUUCAAGAUGAGCCCGAGCCAGAACCCGAGAAGCCCCGUGCUUCAAAGAAGACCAAGUCUGGCAAGAAGUCGAAAGCAACCGGAAAGUCAUCCCAACCUCCUCAAGGUGAGCUUACGGAUUACAUGGACUUGCCUGAAGAGCAGCCAAAAGCCCCAGUGGAGUCGGCUGUGGUUGAUGUAACAGACGAAGAAGAAGCACCAGCUCCAAAGACGAAAUCAAGUAAGAGCUCCAAGAAGAAAGGGACUAAGAAGUCGAAAAAGCAAGAACCUGUGCAUGAAGAGGAGCGUGAGUUUGAAGACAAAGAAGACGAAUCUGAACGGGAUGAUCCUGAGCAUCACGAUUCAUUCAUCCCAGUCGAAGUCGUCCCACGUGAAACUGAGUCUCAACCAGAGCUAGAAGUGGAACAGCCAGCUGAGAAACCCUCAAAGAAGAAGGGAGGCAUCCCCCCUCCACCUGCUUCACAGCCCAUUGAGGAUGAACUCGGUUUCGAGUCUUCGAGAGAUGACGAGGAAUUCGGCACUCCGGAUGAUCUUCCUGACCAGAUUCAGGUGGUUCCCUCACCGCGAGCUCCGUCACCGGAGCCACAACAGACCCAUGAAAGGACGCCAGUGCCACCAAAGACGACAAAGAGAUACAGUGAUAUUCCUCAGGAGGAGCACCUGGCACAGUCUCUGGUCGAGUCGCACGGUUCUCGAAGUAAUGAGCGACGGACCUCUCAACGAGGUCGAACACCCACCCGAGCUGUAUCGCCGCUACCAGUACCUCAUCAGAGCACGCCAUCCUUGUCACCCCAGUCCUCUGAUGCGGAGAAUCGACCACCUUCGUCGCUCCCUUCGUCAAAACGGCCAAUUGUUUCAUCACCGCCAAGGGAGAAGACGGUUCGAACACCGCUUGCAGCCAGUACCCCGUCACCCUCGAAACGAAACUUGAAUGCUGGUUUCCCAGCAUCCGGGCAUCCCUGGACGCCGGUGGACAUUGACGAAAUUUUGUUUGGGGAAGCUAGCGACAAAGAGAAUGCAGACCUCGCCGGCCUUCUUAACGGGGCCAAGGCAGGUCUGACCAGUCCGGAGAAGAGGAUGACGGUGGAGGAGUGGAUUAGGUGGAAUGCCAAGAAUGGGGAGGAGAGAUUGAAGCGAGAAUGCGAACGACUUGUCAGUCAGUUCGAGAAGGAAGGUGGUCGUGCUAUGCGGCGGCUUGAGGCCAUCGAGUGCAUCGACUGA